GGUAGCGUAUCAUUCACUAUAACUGCCGAGCCAUAUGUAGUCGAUGCGAGUGUCCAUAUUACCGGCAGCCGGUAGCAUAAAUGGAAAACCAGUUCCAUUCUCCGCAUCAGCGCGCCAAGUUGGUCAAGAUCGAUGAGGAGAAAUGCUUACCUAUAUAUAGCCGAACGACGGAUAAUCCUACCAACAUUCAUGUAAAGUCAGACCUCCUUCUCGCUCCUUGAGGUGGACAUAGUUUGCGCUUUUCAAAAAUGGCUGCAGUACCUGGACUUCCACCUGCGUACGCCGACUCUACUUACCAGACUGCCCACGAAGAGGUCUUCUCGACACCUUUAACGAAAACAAUCGAGACUGUUUUACCACCUGGUGUCUCUGAAGCUGAAUUUUCCAAGGCGAUUCAGAAAGCCACCGAGGUUUUGGGGAAAGAUGCUGUUUUCACGGGUAAUGACUUAAAGUACUACAUUGACCCUUACGAUAUUCCGGAGGCAGGGACAGUAAGGAAUAUACCGAGCGCUGCUGUUUGCCCCUCAUCAGCCGAGGAGCUCCGGGGAUUUUUAAAAGUAGCGAAUGAGCACAGCAUUGCAGUUUGGACAUUCUCUCGGGGAAAGAACCUAGGAUAUGGUGGGCCCGCCCCUCGUACCCCAGGUUGCAUCGCAUUAGAUCUUCAUCGCAUGAACAAGAUCAUCGAAGUCAACGAGAAGUUCGGAUAUGUCGUAGUCGAGCCUGGGGUAACAUUCGGAGACCUCUACACGUUCUGUGCGGAGAAGAAAUUGAAGUUGUGGCCUAGUGUAGCAUCCUUGGGAUGGGGUAGCGUUAUUGGCAACACGCUUGAUAGGGGCAUGGGAUUUAUCCCAACUGCGGUGCAUCAUGAGAACAUCGCGGGGAUGGAAGUGGUUCUCGCGAACGGCGAUGUCGUCCGUACAGGCCAAUACGCCAUGACGACAUCGCCCACGGCACAUCUAACCAAACUCACCUUCGGUCCUACGAUCGACGGUCUCUUCCUGCAGAGCAACUUGGGAAUAGUGACCAAGAUGGGUAUUUACCUAACACCACAGCCGCAAUCCUACAUGUCGUGCACAUUCGACAUGCCCGAGUUCGAAGACGUUGCCACCAUUGUCGAUGUCUUCGGCGAGAUGCGCCGCAACGGGUCUCUCCCGGCCAUGGUUUACGUGUUUCACAUCAACGAAUGGGCCGCUCUUUUCGGCAAGCGUUCAGACUGGUGGAAAGGUGAGGGACCAAUCCCGAGUUGGCGAACCAAAGAAAUGCAAAAGGAGCUAGACGUUGGUAAUUGGAGCGUCAGGUUCGGGCUGUACGGACCUACAGCUAUAAUCCAGGCUCAAUAUGCCGAAGUCCUGCGGGUCGUGACCGAAAGGGCGCCGACGGGGAGACUGCAACAGUCCCUAUUUAGUGGAGAAGACGGCGGGCUUCUCGAGGCCAUGUCAGUUCCUCAGCCUCACGGCGGAAUAAGAGUGGGUGUUCCAAGUAUGUGGAGUAUACCGAUGGUGAACUUCUAUAACGUCCGAGAAGACUCUAUCGGCGCUCAUGGGGCGUAUUCGCCCAUCGUGCCGCUCGAGGGCAAGGUCCUGCUCGAUUGGGUUACAGCCGCAAAGCAAGUCUACGAAUCUCAAGGAUUCGACCUCCUGUGUGAUUUCUUCAUGCAUGAGCGAUAUGCUGUGUUCGUGUGCAUGCUCUGUUUCGAUAAGACAAGCACAGAGCAGCGGGUGGGCGUCGAGAAGAUUUUCCAGCAGCUCUUUAAAGAGGGCUCGGGAAGGGGAUUUGCGAAGUAUAGGGCUCAUAUCAAGCACAUGGACCAAAACGCAGAAUUAUUCGACUUCAACAACCACGCCUAUCGGCGCUUCGUCGAAACAUUGAAGGACGCUUUGGAUCCGAAUGGUAUCUUGUCUCCAGGAAAGAUGGGAAUUUGGCCUAAACGACUCAGAAACACCAGGGCGAAAAUUUAAUAAAAACGAGAUGUACCAAGUGCAAACAUGAGUAAAAACUGCAAGGAACAUAAUCGGCAUAUUAAUAUUCAUUCUCACCAACGUCGUCAUUACCGUUAUAAUGGAUCCACC
Messenger RNA from Xylaria bambusicola, 2069 nucleotides. Its product is annotated as glycolate oxidase. Gene Ontology annotation, cellular component: mitochondrion. The transcript has 7 exons. Bases 249 to 1958 code for a protein of 569 amino acids. Gene Ontology annotation, molecular function: D-lactate dehydrogenase (NAD+) activity; FAD binding; D-lactate dehydrogenase (cytochrome) activity. Gene Ontology annotation, biological process: lactate catabolic process. NCBI's taxonomy places the organism in Eukaryota, Fungi, Ascomycota, Sordariomycetes, Xylariales, Xylariaceae. The record is from RefSeq and is a predicted model, not a curated record.